Messenger RNA from Gekko japonicus, 926 nucleotides. RefSeq names its product basic salivary proline-rich protein 2-like. The record is from RefSeq and is a predicted model, not a curated record. Lineage: Eukaryota; Metazoa; Chordata; Lepidosauria; Squamata; Gekkonidae. The transcript has a single exon. The annotation marks the transcript as partial.
AUGGCCCCCUCCCCGCCCGGCCAGACGAGCGCCGCCAAACAGCCCGGCGGGGACUAUUUGACGAGCAAAUAUUGGGCCCGGGCGGCCCUCCCCCGGCCUGGGUGCCUGGCAAUAGACCCUCCUUCGCCCCCGCCCCCGCCGCCUCUCGGGUUCUCCAGCCGGCGGCGGUGGAGGCGACCAUCUGGUCCCAAUUAUCCAUUAACCACGGCGCCCUCCUGCUCCGCCGUCCCCUCCGCGCCAGCCAGGCUCUCCCUGGGCCCCGGGCCCCGCGGAGGGGAGGGGCGGCGCAGGGGGAGUGGGGCUGGCCGGGGACUCGAGGCCGGCACCCAGUCGGGGCGGCCUUCUGCCAGGAGCGCCCGGAGGGGCAGCCCCCAGGCGGGGUCCGCAGCCGCCGACCGGGGCCCGAGACGCCCUCCCAGGCCUCUGCAAGGGCCGGGAAAGCCGCCAGGUGCCCGCAGGGCUGCCCCUCUCUCCAGAGCGCACGGAGGAGGACGGCGCCUCCUGGCCCGAAGGGCGCCGCCUCCGCCUCUCCAGCCCCCGCCCCACUCCGGGCAGCAGGACCCCGGCCGCCCGAGCCCUGCUGCUGCUGCCGCCGCCGCCGCUACAGAGGAAGGGCCUCGCUCCCCCACCGCCCACCCGGAGACUCGGAAGGAGGGAAAGCGCAGCCGGGGGCCGCCCCGACAACUCGGAUUCCGGGCAGAGCCCGCUGGAGAGGGAGGGCGGAGGAGGCGAAGUUUGCGCCUCGACUCCUGCCCACAUCUUCGCCCCCCGCUGCUUACCGGGGAGCUGCCUGGGGACGGGGGAGGGGACGCGACGGGGCGCUGGAGAGGACACUUCUGGCCUCCCUCCUCCCCCUCCCCGGCCAUGUCGCCCUGGGCACCUAGCAAAGGCCGCCUCUCUCCACACUGGGAGGAAGAGGAGCGCCG